Messenger RNA from Maniola jurtina (meadow brown), 1474 nucleotides. RefSeq names its product glutathione S-transferase 1-1-like (gene GSTd1). NCBI's taxonomy places the organism in Eukaryota, Metazoa, Arthropoda, Insecta, Lepidoptera, Nymphalidae. Gene Ontology annotation, biological process: glutathione metabolic process. The record is from RefSeq and is a predicted model, not a curated record. The coding region runs from base 435 to 1271 and encodes 278 amino acids. The transcript is spliced from 8 exons. Gene Ontology annotation, molecular function: glutathione transferase activity.
AUUUAAAAUAUUUAUGUAACUCCUUAGUGUACCUAAGGUUAAUUUUUAAGUAUAGUAUGAUAAAGUAUUGAAUGUCUCAAGUAUUGGAUAAGUAUAAAAACUAUUGGAUAUAAAAAACUUUUAGUAGAUAUACGGACAUAAUAUAUAAGUAAACAUGAUGAAUAUGAAUUAUUUGCGUCGUCACUCUGACUGGCCGUUCGUGGGUCCGCCUAUUCGUUACCAUGGUUCUCUCAACCAUAACAUUGAACAUAAUCAUGGUAUAAAUCUACUCCUUCUCAUAACUUCACUGAUCAUCAACGUGGUAGCUAGCAAGCAACGUUACCAAACUGUGAACGAAUACAAGUGUGAAAUAUUUUCAUAACAUUAAAGUUACUUGUUUUAACAAGUGACCUUAAAACUUAUAGGUUUCGUAUUUUACCAAACUGGGGCAAUGUAUGGACAAAACGGUUGUGCAGAAAAUACAUGUUGCAAAAUUAAGCCGAUAUCGAAAGUUAUUUGCCAUAGAAGUUUAUCUAAUCUUGAAUAUGAGGCUGCUUCCAAUUAUUGUAAUUACAAUUCUCGUUAUCAACCUUAAAUGCAACGCAGCUGCAGCGGCCAGAUCCAAAGGCAGUAAGAUGCCCAGUCAACCCAUAAAGCUGUACUAUCUGCCACCCUCGCCACCAUGCCGGUCGGUGAUGAUGACUGCCAGGGCCCUGGGCAUCGACCUGGAGUUGGUCCUAACUAAUAUAAUGGAGGGACAACACAAAACACCGGAAUAUUUAAAGAUGAAUCCACAACAUACGAUACCAACCAUGGAUGACAGCGGUUUUAUUUUAUGGGAAAGUCGCGCUAUCAUGGCAUACUUGGUAAAUGCUUACGGGCGAAAUGAUUCCUUGUACCCGAAGAAUCCACGGCAGCGGGCGUUGGUGGACCAGAGGCUCAACUUCGAUCUUGGCACACUAUAUAAACGCUAUAUGGAUCUCUAUGCUCCGAUGAUAUUCCAAGGCGGAGAAUACAACGACGAGGCAGCUGAGAAAUUAAACGAAGCUCUAGACUGGAUGAAUAGUUUGCUGGAGGGGAGGGUGUUCCUUGCUGGAGAUAACUUGACCAUUGCUGAUAUCUCCAUCGUCGUCAUUUUUAGUAAUUUAGAGGCAUUUGGAUUCGACUACAGUGCACACGAGAACGUUGCAAAAUGGUACGAAAGAACGAAAAAAUCGUUAGAGCCGUUCGGGUACGAGGAAAUCGACCAAGCUGGUGCGCAGAUGCUCGCCUCAUUCAUGAAGAAGGAUUAAAACCACUUUUAUAUUUAUUCAGAUACAAGUUAGCCCUUGACUGCAGACUAACCUGGUGGUAAGUGAUGAUGCAGUCUAAGAUGGAAGCGGGCUAACCUGGUAGGGGUAUGGCAGUGUUCAUUAAACCCAUACUCCUGCACCACGAUUCACUCGCAUUGUUUGUUUUACCACUUAAGUUCAGUAUGCAAUAAAACUCAACCAUA